Molecule: messenger RNA, 621 nt
Organism: Mesorhabditis belari
Lineage: Eukaryota; Metazoa; Nematoda; Chromadorea; Rhabditida; Rhabditidae
Source: the annotation of a GenBank genome assembly
AUGCAAAACGAAAUUCUGUAUGAAAAUUGCGAAGAAAUUCAGGUUCUAAACGCGCUGGCAGCCACUGCAGCCGCUCAUCACGCUGGCGUUGAUCCAUCAAUAGCAGCCAAAGCUUUGUCACACUUCGUUGGGUCAAAGGAUCGCUUGACAAAUCUCGGUUCUACAAAUAGCGGUGUAUCAGUUUGGAUGGAUUACGCCUACCAUCCGGCCGCCAUACACGCUACACUGAAAGCGCUUCGAUCUCGGCUCGGCUCGCGAUCGCGCAUCGUCGCCGGAAUUCCCGCUCACAAUCAGUUAAAAUGGGAUUCCUACUACCGUGACGGGCUUAUCCAAGCGAUUUCCCCUCUCAAUCACGCAAUCAUUUUCGCUCAACCAAAAACGCAAAAAUUUGCAGCAUUCGAGGGAAGAAUUGAAGAAAUUCCCGAGUUUACGCAGAUCUCUGUUCAAACAAGUCGAGACUAUGACGAGUAUCGAGAUUUGCUCUCGAAACAAGCACUCCCCGACACAAAUAUCAUUCUCUUUUGGACGUAUACUUCUGGUCGAGAGUUCGCCGAGAAAUUCCUCUCGAAUCUCAAGGCAAACGAUGUCUAUGAGAAUGAAAAUCUUCAGGCGACAAAAGAA